AUCCAGUGGGCACCGAGGACCACAACGACAUUACUGAGGUGCUGACGGCAGUGCAGGCGAUGACACGUGUCCAACCUCCUAUCCCUGAGGCCCCGAUUGAGGAGGCAGCUAUGCCUACCGGCCCAAGCACGAGCACAGCUCCGGCCGGAUGUCAAUCUCGUCCGCUUGUUGCUACCCCCCAGCUUGUCCCUGCCCCCGAUCCCUCUGCAUCCACCUCACAUGCAUCUGCCAGCCCCACCAUACCUUCAUCCACCCCACAUCCAUCCCCUACCGUCACCAUCCCUUCACCCAACCCACAUUCAGCUCCUACGCCCACCAUCCCUUCACCUAGCUCACAUCCAGCCCCUACGCCCACCAUCCCUUCACGUAGCCCACAUCCAGCCCCUACGCCCACCAUCCCUUCACCCACCCCCCAUCCAUCUCCUUGCCCCACCAUCCCUCCACCCACCCCACUUCCUUGUGAUGGGUCUGACGUCCGUCCACCCACCCCACAGUCAUUUCUUCAGCUGUCACCCAUUCCAUCCUUUGACCUGGGUACCCCACCUGACAUGCAGCAGGAGCCACCCUCCCAUAGUUCGUUUAGUACCCCUUCUUCAGCCAUUGACGCACCCCAUGUUCAGGCUGAGCAGGCGGUUGGGUUACCUACAGCGGCUGAAGCUCGGCCUAAACGCAUAUCAAAGGCACCUCCGUGUGGGACAGGGGGGCACAAACAUGGACACAAUGUUGGGCCUGAGGCAUCUGACGAAGGACAUGCAAGACCUCCUCCUCAUUAUACGAGACGGCGUAAGAUUCAAAAAAGGUAGAAAUGGACAUGGAAGAGACUUGUGGAUGGAAAUGGAAAUUUAUCUGGACUGCAAGAAAGAAUGCCUGAGAAUAACAUAGUACCCCCUCUAGGAGAAGAUACACCUGAUGGCUUAGGGAAGAAUUACAGCUACUCCAGGAGCCUGGAUCAUUCAUGCUAUUUUCUGGCUGCUGUAAUUCCUUCCUAACUCUCUCUGAUUGC
Messenger RNA from Quercus lobata, 1003 nucleotides. RefSeq names its product vegetative cell wall protein gp1-like. NCBI's taxonomy places the organism in Eukaryota, Viridiplantae, Streptophyta, Magnoliopsida, Fagales, Fagaceae. The record is from RefSeq and is a predicted model, not a curated record. The transcript is spliced from 3 exons. Bases 60 to 803 code for a protein of 247 amino acids.